Molecule: messenger RNA, 1254 nt
Organism: Arachis stenosperma
Lineage: Eukaryota; Viridiplantae; Streptophyta; Magnoliopsida; Fabales; Fabaceae
Product: probable aldo-keto reductase 2
Exons: 5
Coding region: 65-1093 (342 amino acids)
Cellular component (GO): cytoplasm
Source: RefSeq, a predicted model, not a curated record
UACUUCAUUCACUCUUUGACACUGAUCAUAGUUGCAAGCACACACCAUCAUCACAAACAUAGCAAUGGCUAAAGUUGGAAGAAUGAAGCUGGGGUCACAAGGCUUGGAAGUGUCUCAACAAGGAUUUGGAUGCAUGGGAAUGUCUGCUUUCUAUGGACCUCCAAAGCCAGAACCUGACAUGAUUUCUCUCAUUCAUCAUGCUGUUCAAAGUGGUGUCACUUUCCUUGACACUUCUGAUGUCUAUGGCCCUCACACCAAUGAAAUACUACUUGGAAAGGCUUUGAAGGGAGGGGUAAGAGAGAAGGUUGAAUUGGCAACCAAGUUCGGAGCCACCCAUAGUGAGGGGAAAUUUGUGAUUCGUGGAGAUCCAGCAUAUGUGAGAGCUGCUUGUGAAGGAAGCUUGAAGAGACUUGAUAUUGAUUGCAUUGAUCUGUAUUACCAACACCGAAUCGAUACAAGUGUUCCGGUUGAAGUCACGAUUGGUGAGCUUAAGAAGCUUGUUGAGGAGGGAAAAAUAAAGUACAUUGGUCUAUCUGAGGCCUCAGCUUCAACAAUCAGAAGAGCACAUGCUGUUCAUCCCAUAACAGCCGUGCAGUUGGAGUGGUCGCUGUGGUCAAGAGAUGUCGAGGAAGACAUAAUUCCAACUUGCAGGGAACUUGGUAUUGGAAUUGUUGCAUAUAGUCCUCUUGGGAGAGGAUUCCUUUCAUCAGGAUCAAAAUUGAUUGAGAAUUUGCCUGAGGGUGACUACCGGAAGAAUAUGCCUAGAUUCCAACCUGAGAACUUGGAGGCAAACAAGACUAUAUUUGAGAGGGUCAAUGAAAUGGCUGCAAAGAAGGGAUGCACUCCUUCGCAGCUCGCAUUGGCAUGGGUUCACCACCAAGGAAAUGAUGUAUGCCCCAUUCCUGGAACCACUAAAGUUGAGAACUUUAAUCAAAACAUUGGUGCUUUGUCUGUGAAACUUACACCACAAGAAAUGGCAGAGCUCGAGUCCUUCGCUGCUGCGGAUGCUGUCAAAGGUGAUAGAUAUGGUAAUGAUAUCGCUACAUGGAAGACCUCUGAUACCCCACCACUUUCUUCUUGGAAGGCUGUUUAAUCAAUUCAUGACUUGUACUAUUAGGCACCCUUGUAUUUUGGUAUUUGUUGUUUAAUUUUGAGUGUUGGUACCUAAUAAUGUAUUCUGUAUGAGGGAUACACCUAGUUUUCUAGUAGAAUUUUGUUGCAUCAACCUUUGAAGUUUCUUUUUGUUGAUUUUCC